Molecule: messenger RNA, 1011 nt
Organism: Penicillium subrubescens
Lineage: Eukaryota; Fungi; Ascomycota; Eurotiomycetes; Eurotiales; Aspergillaceae
Gene: pre3
Product: proteasome core particle subunit beta 1
Exons: 5
Coding region: 121-822 (233 amino acids)
Cellular component (GO): proteasome core complex
Molecular function (GO): threonine-type endopeptidase activity
Source: RefSeq, a predicted model, not a curated record
GUACAGCUUCGUGAGCACAUCCCUCCAUCUCUACUCAUCUACUUUCCCUCUCUCGAUCCUACCUCUGUUUCUGAGCUUUUUCAUUUUGCCUCUUCCAUUUCAUUGAUACUAGACAACAACAUGGUCAGCCAACACGGUGUGCAGGGAGUGCUGGGUGAAGAUGGCAUCCACGUCGAUAUGCAGCACCUGAAGAGUGGAGAAGUAAACCUGGGAACCUCGAUCAUGGCCAUCAACUUCAAGGACGGUGUCAUCCUCGGUGCCGAUAGCCGAACCACAACCGGAGCCUACAUUGCCAACCGAGUCACCGACAAAUUGACACAAGUGCACGACACCAUCUGGUGCUGCCGUUCGGGCUCAGCAGCGGAUACCCAGGCCGUGGCCGACAUCGUUUCAUACCACCUCAACAUGUACGGCGUGGUCAACAACGAGGCACCCAGCACACAGGUGGCAGCCUCGCUCUUCCAAGAGCUGUGCUAUGAGAACAAGGACUCUCUCAGUGCGGGCAUCAUCAUUGCCGGAUACGACCCUCGCCACGGUGGUCAGGUAUACUCGAUUCCGCUGGGCGGAUCCCUCCACAAACAGUCGUUCGCCAUCGGCGGUUCAGGAUCGACCUACAUCUACGGUUAUACCGAUGCGAACUGGAAAGAGAACAUGACAGAGGCCGAGGGUAUCGACUUUGUGCGCAAUUCCCUGCAGGAGGCUAUCAAGUGGGAUGGCAGCUCGGGUGGUGUCAUCCGUAUGGUGGUGCUGACCAAAAAGGGUGCGGUGCGGCACUUGUACCUGCCGGACACCAACUACACCGGGCCUGGCGUGACGAAUUAAAUCUCUCAUGUACUAAUAGCAUGUGUUUUCUUUCUUUUGGGGAUAGUUCUCUUUCCGAAUGGAAGAAAAUGGGAAUGAAAUGUCCUUUUUACGAUCAUAUCAGUAACCUCAACCUCGGCCUCGGCCUCGGAAGUUGGUUUUUAGGAGUAGUGUGGCUUUUUUUGUCUUUCGUGUUGGUACCUCUUUUGU